Neolamprologus brichardi is the source of this 957-nucleotide messenger RNA. The record is from RefSeq and is a predicted model, not a curated record. Lineage: Eukaryota; Metazoa; Chordata; Actinopteri; Cichliformes; Cichlidae.
AUGCAACAUCCAUGUAUUUACAAAGGUAACAACCAGAGGAAAUCCAUCCAUGAUGUAAAGAUCAGCGGUGACCUUGGAAACAAACCCAUAGCUGGCGAAGUUGUGGCGAAAUCUGGUCUGCGUACAUAUAAAACCAAAAAAAGGGAGAAGAAGUUUUUCUUUUACCUGGGAGUGGCUGAUGAUACAGGCAGCAUUAAAGUGAUGGUGUAUGGAAGAGAGCGCUAUCAGGACAUCCAGGAGAAGAGCUGCUACCUGUUCAGAGAGGUCAUCAUGGACAAAAAUGUCAUGAAAGUGACCAAAUUAAGCAAAGUAUCAAAGACACCACCUAUUGAUGUUCCAGAGAACCUGGAGAUGGAAGCUCAGAUGCUCGUUUAUUCCCAGACUCCAGUUUGCUCCAUCGGACAGGCCAUCGGAUCAGAGGAGAAGACAUCAGUGAGUGUUGAAGGAAAAGUAAGAGAGAUUGGCUCCGUUGAAACCAUCAAACUGAAGAACAGACAAGGAAAGAAAGACAAACAAGAUUUUAAACUUGAAGACGACACCAGUUCAAUCAGGAUCACCUUGUGGGGUGAACACAUCAAGCAUCUCAGAGGAGUAUCAAGUGGAGACGUUGCCAGGGUGACCAACGUAAAGACCAAUCACUUCCAGGGUUCAGUAUCGCUGAACUCAACAGAUUCCACCAAAAUUUUAAAGGUUCAGAGUGCUGCAGUCCAGAGCGUCACCAUCGAGAUUAUCGGGAUCAUAAGAGCCAGCGAGACGCAGACUGAGCUGGAGGCGGAGCUCAGCCAUGACAACGAGGUGCAGCAGUUUGAGGUGGCUUCGUCCCUGCUGGCUGGAGCGUUGGGUGUCAGCCUGAGGGGCAGCUUUGAGGACAGGCUGCUGGGUAAAAUGCCGUUCUCAGCAGAUGUAGAAAUCAAAGGAAACCAGAUCAUCAAAAUUAAAUCUGUCAAAGAGAAGUAA